GCCGUCCCUUUCACACAAAAACGAGGAGCAAUUAAGCCCGAUGUGGUGACGGCUGGAGGAGAAGAGGAGGAGGUAGAGGACCCAAGAACGACAGCCAGGACUAGGGAGGUAGUCCGUCGUACGCUAGCUCGGCUAGAGCUAUCCGGCCAUGGCUUCCUCCUCCCAACCUCACCGAGAAGAAGAGGAGGAGGGGCAGCUCCGGCACCGUGGCCAUGGCGACGGCAUCACCUCCCCGCUCCUGCCGUCGACGUCGCGGAGCUCGCCGGAGCCCGAUGACGACGACGAGGAGGAGAACUCGCCGAUCGAGCAGGUGGCGCUGACGGUCCCCGUGGGCGACGACCCGGACACGCCGGUGUUGACGUUCCGGAUGUGGGUGCUGGGCAUGGCGUCCUGCGCCGUGCUCUCCUUCCUCAACCAGUUCUUCUGGUACCGCAAGGAGCCGCUCACCAUCACCGCCAUCUCGGCGCAGAUCGCCGUCGUGCCGCUCGGCCGCCUCAUGGCCGCGGCGCUCCCCGAGCGGGCCUUCUUCCGCGGCAGGGCCUACGAGUUCACCCUCAACCCGGGGCCGUUCAACGUGAAGGAGCACGUGCUGAUCACCAUCUUCGCCAACGCCGGCGCCGGCACCGUCUAUGCCAUCCACGUGGUCACCGCCGUCCGCGUCUUCUACGGCAAGAACCUCACCUUCUUCGUGUCCCUCCUCGUGGUGCUCACCACCCAGGUGCUCGGGUUCGGGUGGGCGGGGAUCUUCCGGCGGUACCUGGUGGAGCCGGCGGCCAUGUGGUGGCCGUCCAACCUCGUGCAGGUCUCCCUCUUCAGGGCGCUCCACGAGAAGGAAGUGCGGAGCAAAGGCGGCUUCACGCGCAGCCAGUUCUUCCUGGUGGCCUUCGUCUGCAGCUUCGUCUACUACAUCUUCCCGGGCUACCUGUUCCAGAUGCUCACCUCCCUCUCCUGGAUCUGCUGGGUCUUCCCCAACUCCGUGUUUGCCCAGCAGCUCGGCUCGGGCCUCUACGGUCUCGGCAUCGGCUCCAUCGGCCUUGACUGGGCCUCCGUCUCCUCCUACCUCGGGAGCCCCCUCGCCAGCCCCUGGUUCGCCACCGCCAAUGUCGCCGCAGGAUUCUUCAUCAUCAUGUACGUGAUCACGCCCAUCGCGUACUGGUUCAACUUCUACAAGGCGCGGAACUUCCCCAUCUUCUCGGAUGGGCUCUUCACCGAGACUGGGCAGAAGUACAACAUCACGAGCAUCGUGGACUCCCAGUUCCAUUUUGACACGAAGGCCUAUGAAAAGAAUGGUCCACUGUACCUCAGCACCUUCUUUGCAGUCACGUAUGGUGUUGGUUUUGCAUCCCUUACUGCGACGAUCGUCCAUGUCCUCCUCUUCCACGGAAGUGAAAUUUGGCAGUUAAGCAAAUCAGCUUUUAAAGAGAAGAGGGUGGAUGUACAUACGAAGCUUAUGAGGAGAUAUAAGCAGGUGCCCGAGUGGUGGUUCAUCUGCAUCCUUACUGUUAAUAUUGCUGUAACUGUAUUUGCUUGUGAAUACUACAUCGAGCAACUCCAGCUGCCCUGGUGGGGAGUACUUCUGGCAUGUGCCAUUGCAUUUUUCUUUACCCUCCCAAUCGGAAUUAUCACAGCAACUACGAACCAGACUCCAGGAUUGAACAUCAUCACAGAGUACAUCAUGGGGUACUUGUACCCUGGACGGCCCGUCGCAAAUAUGUGCUUCAAGGUAUAUGGCUACAUCAGCAUGAGCCAAGCUCUGACAUUUCUGCAAGAUUUCAAAUUGGGGCACUACAUGAAGAUUCCCCCAAGGACCAUGUUCAUGGCUCAGGUGGUGGGAACUCUGAUUGCGGCGUUUGUGUACCUUGGAACGGCAUGGUGGCUGAUGGACUCAAUACCCAACAUCUGCGACACCGAGCUCCUCCCAGCAGGCAGCCCUUGGACCUGCCCUGGCGAUCAUGUGUUCUAUGACGCAUCAGUCAUAUGGGGUCUUAUUAGCCCACGCAGAAUAUUUGGGGACUUAGGAACUUACUCGGCGGUGAACUGGUUCUUCUUGGGGGGAGCCAUUGCCCCACUCCUCGUCUGGUUUGCACACAAGGCAUUCCCAGGCCAGAACUGGAUCUUGCUUAUCAACAUGCCCGUGUUGAUUGGUUCCACUGGCCAGAUGCCACCGGCCACUGCGGUCAACUACAUCACAUGGAUAUUUGUUGGGUUUUUGUCAGGCUAUGUGGUCUAUAGGUACCGACGUGACUGGUGGGAGCGGCACAAUUAUCUGCUUUCAGGUGCACUAGAUGCUGGCCUGGCAUUCAUGGCCGUGUUAAUUUACCUGUGCCUAGGCUUGGAGAACAUCAGUUUGAACUGGUGGGGCAAUGACUUGGAUGGAUGCCCCCUGGCUUCUUGCCCCACUGCUAAAGGUAUAUUUGUUGAGGGUUGCCCAGUGUAUACGUGACCAUUUCCUCAUGUCUGGUAGUCCCAGUUUGCAGAAAUUGAAAGUCCCAACCUGCAUGCAGGGAUCAAUGUAAAUAAUAAAUGCUUAUUUUCAAACCAUUCAUUCAGAGAUGAGAAAUUGGUGUUAUUUCAUAUA
Messenger RNA from Triticum urartu, 2578 nucleotides. Its product is annotated as oligopeptide transporter 7-like. NCBI's taxonomy places the organism in Eukaryota, Viridiplantae, Streptophyta, Magnoliopsida, Poales, Poaceae. The record is from RefSeq and is a predicted model, not a curated record. Gene Ontology annotation, molecular function: oligopeptide transmembrane transporter activity. Gene Ontology annotation, biological process: transmembrane transport.